This is a messenger RNA of Cucumis sativus (cucumber), 2516 nucleotides long. Its product is annotated as E3 ubiquitin-protein ligase Praja-2. Gene Ontology annotation, biological process: protein ubiquitination. Bases 514 to 2205 code for a protein of 563 amino acids. Lineage: Eukaryota; Viridiplantae; Streptophyta; Magnoliopsida; Cucurbitales; Cucurbitaceae. The record is from RefSeq and is a predicted model, not a curated record. Gene Ontology annotation, cellular component: cytoplasm. Gene Ontology annotation, molecular function: ubiquitin protein ligase activity. The transcript is spliced from 2 exons.
AAACAAACCAAUUAGAUGAAACCAUCAACACCCACACACACACACAAUUGAAUCAUUCAAUCCCACUCUUCAAGUUUUUCGUUCAAUCUGCCUUCUUUUGAACGAGAAUGUUGGUGGGCCAUUCUCAAAUAUCUCGCUCAAGCGCGCUUUGAUUAGGGAACUUCUCGUCUUUCAUCCUCCAAUGGCGGCCUAUCCUCCUACAAUACAAACCACUUUCCACGAAGAACUCCAUUGACCUUCUCCGCUUCACAAUCCUACUCUUUUUCGUUUACCCUCUUCAUUUCUCGUCAUCUUACUACCCAUUUUCACCCACCCACCCACCCACCGUAGAUGUUUCUCAACAGCGUUCUUCAAUUAUUUGUUUCACUUUUCCUUUUUUCCCCUUAAUCGCUUGGCCCUUUUCGUUUAUUUGCUUGUUUUCUUCGUUUUACUCAAGUUUGCGGUUCGUUUUGUUCGAUUCGAUGAGAUUCAGCCGGAUGUGGGAGUUUUGAAGAACUGGAAGCAAACUGACUGAUGGACAUUGACUUGCAAAGAAUCUUGGAAGAGUUUCCUCAAUCCAAUGUUCAUGUCAUCAUGAACAACAACCAACGUGUCGAUGAACAUAGUCCAAUACAGCUGCCAACUUGUGCAUUUUGCCAACGAGUCCUUGUACCUGACAGUGAUGCCCCUAGUGAACCUGAACCCAUUGAUAUAUGUGGCGAUUGUAAAUUUUUAUUACUUGAAGAUAUUGAAACCCCUGUACGGGAUUCUUAUCACCGGAUGACGCCUAGAGGAAGAAGAGCCAUGCGUAGUAGUUCAGAGUCUCCUGAAAAUCUUUUUUCACAAGAGUUCACCCAUAUGAUUAACAUGGUGAGACAAAGGCAAUCCAGCAUCUCCAGCCAUGGGGAUCGAUAUGCAGACGGUUCGAAUGCAAUGGAUUUCAUGCAGCACUCAAGUUCCCAUACAACUCCUAAUCAGUCUAGAAGAUGGCGACAAGUAUACUCUGAUUCUGAAAAUGAUGGUUUAGAUAGUUUUGACUCUAUGUUUGAGGAGAGUGAAUCAAAUUUCAGUUUUGGGCCUUAUAGACAUUCUUACGGUGAUAGUGAUGUUGUUUCCAAUAGAACUUAUGGGGGUGAGUCUGAUGUUUCCUUGGAUGAUGGACAUAGUUUCUUGGAUACAGACGUUUUUAUUCUGCCAGGUGAGGGAUCUGACACCGAUACAGACAUUGAUCCCAUGCGUGCUGGUGUUGGACAUUGGGACUCAAGCGAUGAGGAGGAUGAUCAUGGUGAAUUUACGGAAGCCGAGACAGAGCAAGAAGUAGGAUCUUCUGAAGCUAGACCUCAACUUCAAAAUUUUCAUGUUUCUAGUGCUUCUCGGAGAGGUAACUCGAGCAAUUGGAAUGAACAGCUUUCUUCACCGGAAUAUGAGGGUUCAACUCCUGGGCAUAUCAGGAGGAAUAGGCGAUUUUAUUCUAUCACCAACUAUGCACAAUCAGAGUUACUAUCUUAUGUUGGGGAUUCUGGUGACUAUCUUGACAGACAAGGGUUUGAAGAACUGCUUGAACAAAUUGCUGAGACAACCACCAGCUCAAGACGUGGAGCACCUCCUGCAGCCGUUUCUUUUGUGAAAAACCUCCCACGUUUGGUGAUUUCUAAAGAACAUUUGAAGCAUGACAGUAUUUCCUGUGCAAUAUGCAAAGACUUCCUACAUUUAGGCGUUGAAGUGAAUCAACUCCCUUGCCUUCAUCUCUACCACCCUUCCUGCAUCUUGCCAUGGUUGAGUGCUCGGAAUUCAUGUCCUCUGUGUCGUUAUGAACUUCCAACCGAUGAUCGAGAUUAUGAAGAGGUAAAGCAAAGUAGUAUCAAUGCUGCAGCGGUCCAUGGUCUUCAACCUCGGGUAGUUGGACUCGAAAAUCCCAGUGGCUUGAAUGGAGUUGGAGCAAAUCCUGAGUUUGAAACUAGUCAAGAAGAGGAUCAGAGGAACAUAGACUCAGCAGUUAUCAGUAGUAACAAUUCGGGUAGAGGAGCUAGACGACGUUGGCUAUUCGUUGCUGCUCCAAUAGUUGGUCUUGUAGGUAUAGCCCUGAUGUUAUGGUUUGGCAAUCCUUUAUGUGAUCAAAGAGUUUCGGGAGGUCAAUUAACAGAUGGGAGGCAGCUCGAUGCUCACAGUGCAGAAUCGUCAAACCAAAGAGAGAACAGAAGCAGGAGAUGGUGGCAAAUCGUCUAGCAACCACAAGGUUUAGUACAGAAAAAUUGAUCUAACACGAGCUUUCUUGUUUUUGUUGAUUUCCCAGGAUUGAAAUCUAAAGGAAUUUAGGAUGUAGUUCGGUAUUAUUUCAGUUUUCCCAAUGUGUUGAAGUAGAAGAGUUGAUUUAAACGCACAAAGCAGCAACCUGUGCCUCGCUUGUGAGCCCAAUGGGGGCAGUAAUAAAUAGGCCAAUUGGUUCUGUUGUGCAUGUAUAUACUUCUUACAAUUUUUGUAAAUAGAAUUAUAUAUUUUAAUAAUAAUAAUAAUAAUAAUAAAAAGGAUUUGUUUUA